Messenger RNA from Volvox carteri f. nagariensis, 372 nucleotides. RefSeq lists its product as uncharacterized. Gene Ontology annotation, molecular function: kinase activity. Gene Ontology annotation, biological process: carbohydrate metabolic process. The transcript is spliced from 3 exons. The record is from RefSeq and is a predicted model, not a curated record. NCBI's taxonomy places the organism in Eukaryota, Viridiplantae, Chlorophyta, Chlorophyceae, Chlamydomonadales, Volvocaceae. The annotation marks the transcript as partial.
AUGAACUGUGAUCGUUAUGUUAUUGGAAUUGACGGCGGCACGGAGAGCUUGCGCGCAGCAGUAUUCGAUUGUCAUGGCCGCAUCCUGGGAUCCCAUGCCUCGCCUUAUGAGACCCAGUACCCCCAGCCGGGUUGGGCCGAACAGCGCCCGGAGGACUGGUGGCGGGCGCUGGGUGAGGCGGUGCGGGGCGCGGUGGCGGCUGCGGCGGUGGCCCCCGACCGCGUAGCCGCCCUGUGUUUGGACACCACCUGCUGUACCGUGGUGGCGCUGGGGCCCGACGGCACACCCCUCCGCCCCGCCCUGCUGUGGAUGGACAUGCGGUCGGCUGAGCAGUCCGCCCGGGUGGCGGCCACCGGGGAUGUGGCGCUGCAG